ACGGUCCUACAGGCAUGGACCCCCAUGCCUGUGGCAUGGAAUAUGUGGUUGAAUGCACAUAAAGCAAGAAAGUAAAAGUAGAAUCGGCAAUAAUUUCACCUUUUUAGGUGUAGUUACAGUCUGCUCGACCCAGCAUGUCGGCAAUGCGCACUUCAUACGCUGACAACAGUUAAAGGUCAGCUUUGUGAGGGGGCAAGGCAAGGUAUCGGCCAUGAUUAUAAUCAUCCAGGCUCUUUAGCUUUUCGCGAAUCGGGUACAAAAUUCAAACGUCAAGCCUCAGCAGUGAUGAUAAAGGAGGAAUUCCAUGGCCACCGGUCCGUGCGACAUUAAGAUAAUAGCAAACUUUCUGCACAGUACUAGUACUUGACCAUUUUUUGUGGGAGGAAAUUUGGGAAUUGGAUAGGGCAAUGUGUGAUUUUGAAUGCCUUUCUGUCACAAAAAUCUAGAGCAGGAGUAUUUUUUUGCAAGUCACGCUCCAGGGCACAUGGAGCAGCAGCAGUUGCAGCAGGAAGGGCGGUAUACAGGGGUUUUUUAUGGGCGAAUGUUGGAGGAUAUUUCGGCGGGUGGUCAUGUCGGCGCGGAUAGCUCAAGGCACGCCUUAGGGUUUCCUCUCGGCACCGCCCUGGUUUUGUUAAUGGUUUUCGGUAUGAGCGCAUUUUUUUCCUGUUGUUACCACUGGGAAAAGAUCACAAGCUUGCACGGCCGUCAUCGGAGUGGCGCCGCUAGUUUACCAGCACAGUCUCCGCCCGCCAGUCGUGCUGCCACCGCUCUGCCCUUGUCAAACGCUGCCAUUUGGAGCGGCUCUGGCAAAAAUACUCCGCUCCGACAGAGCCGAAGCAGUGUGGCCGUGAUGAUGCCCGGAGAUGAUGUCCCAAAGUUCGUUGCAAUGCCGUCGCCUCACGGAUUUGCGCCGGAAAAUGUUGGAGACAACGCCGUGCCUUCUUCACACACCAGUCAAUCCAAACAGAGCCGCUCUUGAUUAUAGCUUUGCAAAAUUUUGUCGUAUUUUCAAGGUUUUCUAUCUCUGGAAGGGCUUAGCUGACAGUAUCUGGUGUAUAAUGAAAAAUACUAAAUGACCUUUUGGUUAUCACUUAUCAGUAGGAUCAUAUUAGGUGGCCAGCAGUUGGUCCAUUAGAGUUUAUUUCAGUAUACAUUUGUGAUUAUUAAGCAAAACUGUAAAUCUUCCAUCAACGGCAGUUGAUUCCAAAGUUAUUGAAAUAAAAUUGUGAAUUUGUAUUCCUGAUUACGAGCUUCAGAUUUUCACAAGUUCUUGCAGAAAAUUGUUCAAAUCCAGAAGCGUAGAUGGAAAAAAUUUCAGUCAAAUCGAGAAACACCUCACGCUAAACAAUAUGGUUGUGAUGGCCGAUGUGACAGAGCCGACGCAGUGUGGCCGUGAUGAUGCUCGGAGAUGAUGUUCCAAAGUUCGUUGUAAUGCCGUCUCCUCACGGAUUUGCGCCAAGAAAAUGUCGGAGACAACGCCGUGCCUACUUCACACACCAGUCAAUCCAAACAGAACCGCUCUUGAUUACAGCUUUGCAAAAUAUUUUAGUAUUUUUAAGCUUUUAUCUCUGGAAGGGCUUAGCUAUCGGUAACUGAUGUAUAAUGAAAAAUACUAAAUGAACUUUUGGUUAUCUCUUUAUCAGUAGGAUCAUAUUAGGUGACCAGCAGUUGGUCCAUUAGAGUUUAUUUCAGUAUACAUUUAUAAUUUUUAAGCAAAACUGUAAAUCUUCCGUCAAUGGCAGUUGAUUCCAAAGUUUUUGUAUAUAAAAUUGUAAAUUUGUGUUC
This is a messenger RNA of Cryptomeria japonica (Japanese cedar), 1785 nucleotides long. RefSeq lists its product as uncharacterized. NCBI's taxonomy places the organism in Eukaryota, Viridiplantae, Streptophyta, Pinopsida, Cupressales, Cupressaceae. The transcript has 2 exons. The record is from RefSeq and is a predicted model, not a curated record. Bases 422 to 979 code for a protein of 185 amino acids.